Molecule: messenger RNA, 972 nt
Organism: Schistosoma turkestanicum
Lineage: Eukaryota; Metazoa; Platyhelminthes; Trematoda; Strigeidida; Schistosomatidae
Source: the annotation of a GenBank genome assembly
AUGAGUUUGGCAUCCAUUGACAAUAUCAUACGUGGGGCCCGCCUUCAAACACCGUCAAAUGACUCGAGUUAUCAAAAUUUUGUGGAUCGCUUGGUUUUACCGGGGAUGGUUUUAGAAUUAUCUGAACCUUCUGAUGGACCUGUGUCAUGGUCUAUUGGCCCAGGUCUUGUUUGCGUGCCAGUGUCUAGAAUGAAAAAUGGAGUGGGGAAAAAAUUGGUGGAUUCGAUUUUAGUAAGACAGUUCGGAAUUUUAAAAUUCAAAUGUAAGAUGUUAGAAAAGACAGACUCAACGAAUACAGUCAAACGCUUUAAACUCGGGAAUCCAUCAAAAGAUACGAAAUCAGAGAAUUUCAUUUGGUUAGAAUGCCUGGCAUCUACUGGUUCAGUAACUACAUUACUUCCACUUACUCGUCUCUCACACCGUUGUCAUGUGGGACAAUUCCAGUCAGAGGAUAAGGUUAUUGGCGUUGUAAUGAAAAAGGCUGGUGAAUCGUUUGUGGUAGAUAUAGGAUGUGCUUCCCCAGCUAUUCUCAAUUAUUUAUCAUUUGAAGGUUCUUCUAAAAAAAAUCGUCCCGAUAUUCAUGCAGGUGAUGUUCUUUAUGCUAUGAUUACGCGGGCCGACAGAGAUUUAGAAAUUGAAUUGUCAUGUGUCGAUGAAGCUGGGAAAGCUUGUGGAAUGGGUAUCCUUGGUCGUCAUGAACCUGGUACUGUUGGGAAUGCUGGAGGUCGUUCUGGUGGCAUAUUGUUACAUUGUACGCAAGAUUUGAUCAGGCGGCUAGGCAAUCAAGAUGAAUUCCCUUUACUAAAACUUUUAUCUAAGGUGUAUCCUUUUGAAAUAUUCUUGGGUGCAAAUGGACGUAUAUGGUUAACAGCUAAUUCGGCUAGAGAAACAAUGAUAUUAGCCAAUACAAUAGCCAUUAGUGAACACAUAUCAGCUAGUGAAUGCUGUCAGUUAGCUAAAGAACUUUGUUAG